UCAUUUGUGAAAUGAGAUCAAAAUGCAAGCUCCUGUACAAAUCCACAUUUUUUUCUGUUUCCUAUUUUCUGUUACCUUCGUACAAUGUCAAGAAUGUCUUCAAGAGCAAAUUACACAUGAAAACAUAGAACCAGUUGAGAAGGUAUCAUACGCUGAUGGAGAAACAGUGAAAUUGAACUGCAUGACAGGUUAUUUUGGCUUUUAUAAGUUGAAGUGUAACAAUGGACAAUGGCAGACCUUUAUUGCACGAAGUUGCUCAAAGAAAAAAUGUGGUCAUCCUGGGGAAACACCAAAUGGUUCCUUUAAACUAAUAGAGGAAAGAGAUUAUGUUUACGGAGCAACAGUGGAGUAUACUUGCAAGAAAGGGUAUGAAAUGGCAAGCAGAAACAAUCGACGUCACUGUAGAAUUAAAGGAUGGGAUAAUUCCAUCCCUGUCUGUGAGGAAGUAAGAUGCCCUGUGAUUCACACUGAUGGGACUGUGAUUGCACUGGGCAACACAGUUGAAGGAGCUUAUGCUGAUGUUAUUCACUUUCAAUGCGUAUCUUCCAACAAAAGUCUAGACGGAAAUAACAUCAUUCAUUGUAUGGAGAAUGGCAACUGGAGCGGGCCUGUACCACAAUGCAUAGUAACCUGUCAGUUUGAUGUAACUGAAACUGGAGCGAUAAAACCCAUUCCAGAGGGGAAAACAGUUUUCAGAGCUGGAGAAACUGUGGGACUUAUCUGUUCUGGCAUAAACUCACAAUUUUUCAGACAGGAAACAUUUACAUGCACAAAUAAUGGGAAGUGGGAUUAUAAACCCACCUGUAAAGAGAUUAAAUGUGAAGUUCCACAUGGCCAGAAUGUGUAUCUCCCGAAUUUUUAUUUCACUGGAGAUCUACUGUUUGGAGCAAAAAGAUCUUACAGUUGUGAUACUGGAUAUCGUAAAGUAUCAGAAGAAGCAACAUGCACGCGAGAUGGAUGGUCACCAAAACCACUGUGUGCUGAAAUGAUGUGUGACCCACCAAGACUCCCAAAUGCAGCUAUUGUGGGGGGCCAGAAACGAAACUACAGAAUCUCUUCAACAAUCGAGUAUAAAUGUCGUCCUGGAUUUGAACCAGAGGAGCUUGUCAGAAUAACCUGUGAUUCCCAGGGCCAAUGGACAGGCAUACAGCAGUGCAGUGAUGGUACUUGUCAGGAGCAAGAACUCAAAAAAGUAAAAGUUUUGUUUGGAUACCCCACCUUCACUUCUCCUUAUAAACCUGGACAUGUUUUAGUUUUUCAAUGCACAGAUGACAACAUGAGGUUUUAUGGUCACCGUGCAAUUGAAUGCCAGUCAGAUGGGAGGUGGAACUACCCAUAUCCACAAUGUGGAGGGAAUGUUCAGUGUUCCCAACCAAUAAAAAACAUGCAAUAUGUGACAGUGUCAGAUAUGAAAACUAUAUACAGCAACUUGGAGAUUCUGAGAUACACGUGUAAUGAACCAUACAAUCAAAUUCCGGAUGGUGCUUUGUUGUGUCAAAAUGGACAAUGGAACGGAACGUUUGACUGCCGAAGUUCGAUCUGUCCACCACCUCCGUACAUUAAAAAUGGAGAUUACAGCACCAUCAGUAAAACUGCUGAUAAUGUGAUCACCGCAGUUUCUUACACCUGCCAGUCUUUCUUUGUGCUUAACAAGCAGCAGGAGAAUUUUAAGUGUGUGAAUGGGAUAUGGGAAACUCCCCCAAAAUGUCUGAAACCUUGUGAAAUUGAUAAGAUUGUGGAGAAGUACAAUCUACAGCUUCCAACAGAAAAGGUCUAUAUAAAGCAUGCAGACACAUAUAGACUUAACUGUAGAGAUGGAUGGAAUACAGGAAGUGAGGUGAAAGCGUAUGUGGAUGUGUCUUGUUCUAAUGGGAAUCUACAGUUUGACCAAAGUUGCGAUACACAAAAUAAAUGAAACUAAACUGGAGUGGUAAUUGAGGUAAUGUAAGCCUCAAGCCUGGUUUGAAAAUGGUCCAGUAUUUUAUUUCAGAUUUCAAAUUUGUUAGCACUGUAUUUUAAUGCUAUAAAACGUGACUACUGUCAACUUCGAACAGGGUGAUUACCACACGUGUACAUGUACUGAUGGAUAAUAAAAAUGUUCCAUGGCCCAGAAAUGUUUCCUCCAUGUAAUUAUGUGUUUCUCCAAAUCACCUGGAUUCAAGUUUGGGCAAUUCCUCAGUAUCUAAUGUUUAAAAAAGUUUAUUGCAUCAUAAUUCAAACAACAUUUUUCAUAAAUUGUAAUCAGAUCUUAAAGAUCAUGUAAUUUGAGCCAAUGACAUUGCUUAGCGUCCACCAAUCCAGUUUCAAAAAUUCUUAUUUAAAUCAAGCUGUUGACACCAGACAAGAGAACCAAUGUGCGAAUUUGUGUGCAGCUUCUCAUCCUGUACAGUUUUGAGUGUGUUCACAGCUGACGAACACUUGGUGGUGCAGUUAUUUCAGGAAGUCUAUAUGGCCACCAACCAACAGGCCUGAACUGUUUCCCAAAAGCAUUGAGAGAUGAUCAUACAGUAGAUACUAGGGUUGUCACGAUGCCAUAAAUUUAAGCCGCAAUACUUUGAUGAAGUAUCACGAUACUGUAUUAAUUCAUAACUCAAAUCUACAAAAUAAAGCAAAUUGUCAG
This is a messenger RNA of Danio aesculapii, 2620 nucleotides long. It is a transcript of the gene cfhl3, whose product is annotated as complement factor H like 3. Lineage: Eukaryota; Metazoa; Chordata; Actinopteri; Cypriniformes; Danionidae. The transcript has 13 exons. Bases 23 to 1915 code for a protein of 630 amino acids. The record is from RefSeq and is a predicted model, not a curated record.